CCCAGCAUGUCCCCCACGUGAUCCCGGGGCCCAUGUACGUGUGGGAGGGGAGGAACUGAUGCUAUCGAUUAUGGUACCUCAUCGCUCAGAGUUAUAGCUGUCCUUCUUGAGGAUAUUGAUUCUACUACAGGGGACCACUGCUGCGAGUUCAUCCUAUAGAUGCUAGUAGCUGUUACACAUCCUCCAUUUAUUAAACACGGCCAUUGCCUGAGGACUCACUGUGCAAUACAACUCUGCUCCCCCAAUUAUCUUCAUUACUAAAGUGCAACCAAAGAAAAGAGGCGGAAAGCAGGGUCACCACCAUAUCACUAAACUGUACAUACUUUAAAUCCCAGAGGCUCAAUAUUUAAGAGUGGGCAUAAUGUCUGCUGGUGACUCCCUCUCUUCCGUUCACUCUCCACCAGUUUACCAAUCUGUACAACAUCUUGUGGAUAAGAAGGGUCGUUUAUGGCAGGAGAAGACUCUAGUCAUUAAACCUAAUGAUCAUGGCUAUGGCUUCUCACUCUCCGGAGAGAAGCCUGUAUUUGUUGAUAGUGUGGUUGAUGGGGGACCUGCUUAUAAGGCUGGUAUAAGGCCUCAGGAUCGUCUCCUUAAAGUUGAUGGCCAGUCUGUAUUUGAUAAGACACACACUGAAGUAGUGAACCUUUUAAAAGGAGCAACUGUUGUCUCACUGACUAUUAUUACGCAAUACACUCAAAUUUCAAGAGACCAAUCUGAUACUUCAGGUGGUGCUGGCCUACAGAUGAUACAAGAGCUGACAUUGAAUGCGUUGAGGACAAUGUUAGAGAAACAGCAGAGCACAUAUGAGCAGCUGGUAGUGGAUUAUUCAAAAGGAGCCAGCACCAAACUAGAGCAAGAGAUAAGAGAAUGUGAGGAUACUAUUAAGACACUGAAAGCUGAGAUAGCAGUUAAAGCAAGCUCUGUUGUUGAUACUGUAGCCCAGACUACUGAGGCUAGUAUUAAUACACUGCUGGGUAGCGAUAAAGCUUCAGAGAGACGUGGGAGACUAGCAAGAGAAGACUCACUCCUAGCACAGAAGAUACUCUGCACUAUAACAGCUGAUGAUGAGAGUGAGAGCUCUAAUUUUCCUUCUCAUCACUCCUCCUCCUCCCCUUCUACAGUACCUCAGUCGUCUCUCUCUCUUACUUCAAGCACUGCCACUAAAUAUAAAAGCCCUAAAAUGUUCCGGAAGCAAUCCAUACCCAAGGCUCAGAUACAGCAGGUUGAUUCAGCUCCUCACAGUCGGACAGCUUCUCCUACAAAGGUUGUAAGGACUCAGUCAGUUCUCAAUGACUCGGACCUCUCGGACGAAGAUCUUGAGUUUGGAGCUCCUCAUUACGGACCUUUCUCUUCUUUACAAGAAUUAAAUAAUUAUCCUGCUCACAUGUCUGUGUUUCUUCAUUAUCUCUUCCAAAAUAAAGAGCCAAAAUAUUUAUGUUUUUAUCUUGUUGCUCACAGUUAUCAGAAUCACUACAAAGGUAGUGAAUUGAAACAAAGAGGACUCGAAAUAAUGUGGACAUUCUGUUUCCCAACAUCACCUUUAUUUGUUGGGCUAACCGAUUCUGUUAGAACAAAGAUACUUGAUACUUUAGAAAACGAAGAAAAUGAGAUGAAGCUGAAGAGUGUCUUUGUAGAGUCGAGAGAUGUCGUGGCCUAUCAGAUUGCAGAUGAUCUGACAGCGUAUAGACACAAGAGGACACUGGGUCUGGGUAGCAUGUAUGGGGAACAACAACUUACAGAUCACAUGACUCCAGCUAAAGAGAGUGAAACUUCAAACACCACUCUGAUCAGAAUUCUAAAAGACAUCAUCUCUGACAGAAUAGACGGAGUAGAAGACAUCAAUAAAAACCAUGCAUUAUCAGAUUCAGUCAGUACUUUUCUAAUGGACAUCAACAAAGGAAAGGCAAAGUUUGAUUCAUCAAUUGCCGACCGGAUGCAAAGCUUCACAAGGACAGAGCUGAGCAAGAGGAAGAGUGGGAAGACAAAGAAGCAGUCCAAGUGUGGCCAUAGCUUCCAGCUGUCAUCGUACCAGAAGCUCACAAUCUGUCAUCAUUGUGAUAGAGUCUUAUGGGGCAUACUGUACCAGGGAUACCAGUGCAGUGUCUGUGAGAUGAAUGUCCAUCGGUAUGGCUGUAUCGAUGAGAAUCUCGAGACUUGUUCUGGUAAGAAGAAAAAGAAGUUUCACGACAGAAAAGCUAGUGGAGGUUAUACCAGUAGUCACUCUACUUCUGAAUUAGACAAAGAUUCUGAGCCUCCUCCUCAUAUUUCUGCUGCCGAUAAUGCUCACAUGUUUGACGAUGAUUCGGGAUUCAGAUCAAGGCGUAGAUCAGUCUCUGAUCCAAAACAGACCCUAAUGGGAGUUAACUUGGAAAAGGAAGAACAGAGUGUCCAAGAAGAGAUUUACUAUCAAAAGAAAAAGAAAUCAGCUGCAACUGUCUCAAGGACACAAUCACUCAAGGAGAGGAGAUCAGAUGGUACAGUACCUGUGGCCUCAGGUCACCCUCAAAGCAGUCAAGACACUUCACUAAACACGACUCCAUCUUGGACAAGCGUAGCAUCCUCAUCCUCAGUCUCUGAUGAGAGUCUCAACAAUAGUUCUCUAACCUCAAGCUCAGUCCCUACUUCCGCUGGACCACUAGGAACCACCGGCAUCAUCAGGGGGAGCACCCUGGACACUGUGAUUGAGGACGGGAAAGGAAUGAGAUCAAAGUCACCAUUCUUUGACGAAGAGACACUCUUGGAGUUAAAGGAAGCAGACGUCGAUGAAGAGCUAAUACCAUGGUCGCUAUCAACAGCAUCAAGUGUUGUUAAACGUCUUCAAAAGUUUGAGGUACAGAGACAAGAGCUACUGAAGGAGUUUAUACAUACUGAGAGGACACACUUAAAGAAACUAGUCACCAUGAAACAUAUAUACAGAAAUCCGUUAUAUCAGGCUGGGCUCCUAUCUCUUCAACAAACCGAAUCACUCUUUCCUAGUCUGGAUAGACUAGUAGAACUACACAAUAGUUUCUGUAAUGAGUUAAAGGAGAGGCAGGCUCAGUAUUAUGAUGGUGUAGUCCACAAGAUUGCAGACAUUUUUCUAGCCAGAUUUGAAGGCAAGCCUGGCGAGCAGUUAAGCAACGCUUGUGCUAUUUUUGCUUCGAAUCAAUCAAAGGCCGAAAAACUCAUCAAAGAAUACUCUGCAAAAAUACCAAAAUUCAAAAAAUUCCUUCAAGAUGCUGAGGCCAAUCAGUAUUGCCAUCGUAGAUCCAUCAAAGAGUUGCUGCCCUGUGUGUGGACCAGACUCACCCGCUAUCAGUUGUUAUUGGAGCAAAUUCAAAAACUAAACAAGAAGCACUUUGAUAAGUUAAAACCUGAAGAUAAAGAGGAGUCUGAGAAGUUAAGUGUAGCUUUUGACUGUGUACGUAACAUACUGGUGUAUGUGAAUAUGGUCGUUAAGCAAACAGAGAACAGACAGAAGCUCCAGGACUAUCAGUCCAGACUCGACUCGUCUCAAAUUGACAGAUCGACCCAUCAGAUCACAGAGAAAUACAAGGACAUUAACUUGACGGCAGAAGGAAGGAUACUUCUCCAUGAGGGAAUACUGACAUGGAAAAUAUCACACAGAAAAACAGUCGAGGUUAAAGCACUCCUGCUCAGUGACAUAUUAGUGUUACUACACAAUCAAGAAGACACUGAUAAAGUGAUACUGAAACAGUACCACAUUGAGCCAAUAGGAGUGGGUGAAGUGAGAGAAGAGAUAUCACCAAUAAUAAGAGUAAAGGAAAUGAUACUGAGACAUUAUGCUACUGAUAAAGGUGGGCGGUCAUUCUUGGUUGUUAAUAACAGUCAGUUAAUGAAGCGAGCUCAAAUGUACGAGUUUACAGCCGAGAGUGCCCAAGAGAAGAAGAAAUGGGAGGAUAACAUUGAGAAUGCUAUGAAAGGAAAAUAUGAUAUAUUGCCUGAAUUACUGUCUCCUACAAUAGAAGAAGAUACUUCAUUCUCUCAACAGAUUCCACUCAUCCCUCGCAUGUCCACAGUUGCACUCAGAGAGCAACUUGAUAAGAUUGAUGACAGCAUACAGAAGCAGUUACAGGAGAAGUUGUCUCUCCUUAGGUCAUUACAAGCCGUAAACAAAGACGAUAGCAUAACCUCAGUCACUCAUGCUUCACCAGCUAAUGUAGUUGAAACCUCUUCAAUAAUAUUUCACACCGUUGGUGAACUGACAUCUCAAGUCUCCAAACUAUUAGUACCAAAUCCAACCAAACAGAUAGUAACUGAUGUACAGUACCAGUUGGCUGAACUGACCAGUCACCUACACAGUGGACUAUCAGAGCUAUUAAUGUCACUUGGUAAAGAAGGUAUAUUGCAGACUCUUGAGCGAACAACAUCAUCAGAUGACCCUCCUGCUUCGCCCCAACUAGAUGAGACAUCAGAUGCCGCAACAGUCAGUCCUUCAGAUGAACAGUACAUCAUGAUUAACGAGUCCACGCCCAAUGCCACGCCUCUUCCUAACGGCACACACUCCAGCCCCCACAUAAGUGAACACGUUCCUCUUGCGUUACCAUCAGACGAUAAAAGACUCCCCUCUGUUCUCAAUAGAGGAGAGUGUAUUGAUCAGGAGUCAGAUGAUGAUGAUGAAGGAGGCUCACCUCCUCCUCUACCUCACAAGCCUCCUCCCUCCAGUAGUAGCGCUAGCUCUGCCACGCCCCCAGAUCUCCUUGACGACGAAACCCCGCCUAUAUUGCCGAGAGCAUGUAGCGAGUUUUCUAUGGAGUCUUACGACAUUCAGUCGGAUAGUUAUCACCAGCUGAUAGCACCGCCCGAGGGGUUUUCAGACUUUCCUGAUCCUCCUCCAGAGCAGAAGGAAAGAGUGACAAAGGGAGAUAGUCCGCCAAAGCGCUCAAUGUCUGACAACGUUAAGAAGGAAGGCUUUAGACGUGUUCGCUCCAACCCGUCCAUAGUUAGCACUAAGGUAAUGAGUGUCAUAUCUUCAGCCUCCUCUAGCAGCAGUGGGGGUAGUGGUAAUAACGCUAAGUUUGAUUCUCCUUCUCUUCCUCCCUCUGUACUAUCAAAUAAUUCAAUGAAAAGAACUAACAGUGAGACUGCUCCUUUACCUGAUGAGAAUGAAUAUGUCAUCAAGUUAAAGGAGUCCGCUGAGGGAGAGAAUUAGUUUUUAAUUAUUAUUGAAUUCAUUAUGAUAGUCAUUAUUAUUAUUAUUAUCGUUAUCGUUAUUGUUGCUUGUAAUCUUUUGUUUUUUUUCGGUGUAAUAAUAAACGUGAUUUUAUUGUUUUGAUUGAUCUUGUGUGUAUUAUUUGUUACCAUGCAUCGUGUAAACUUAUUUUUAACAAUUUUACACUUCAAAAUUCAAACAAUAAUGACCCAA
Molecule: messenger RNA, 5365 nt
Organism: Amphimedon queenslandica
Lineage: Eukaryota; Metazoa; Porifera; Demospongiae; Haplosclerida; Niphatidae
Product: rho guanine nucleotide exchange factor 11-like
Exons: 42
Coding region: 362-5152 (1596 amino acids)
Biological process (GO): G protein-coupled receptor signaling pathway
Cellular component (GO): cytoplasm
Molecular function (GO): G protein-coupled receptor binding; guanyl-nucleotide exchange factor activity
Source: RefSeq, a predicted model, not a curated record